Molecule: messenger RNA, 1261 nt
Organism: Physcomitrium patens
Lineage: Eukaryota; Viridiplantae; Streptophyta; Bryopsida; Funariales; Funariaceae
Product: proteasome subunit alpha type-6
Biological process (GO): ubiquitin-dependent protein catabolic process
Cellular component (GO): proteasome core complex; proteasome core complex, alpha-subunit complex
Source: RefSeq, a predicted model, not a curated record
UUCAAGUCUGAGGGGCCCCUGCCUCGGGAUGUCCGUUGGGGUUUGCCAUCGCCAUUGCGUAGCCCUCUCUCUCGAAUUCGGCAAACCGUCUCGGCAUUUCGCUUCGGAUUUUAGUUGCUGCGCCAGCCGAAUCAGGAUGAGUCGUGGAUCGGGGGCUGGGUAUGAUCGACACAUCACUAUUUUCUCGCCGGAAGGGCGUCUUUACCAAGUCGAGUAUGCCUUCAAGGCCGUGAAAGCUGCUGGUAUUACCUCAAUUGGCGUUCGUGGUAAAGACUCGGUAUGCUUCGUCACGCAGAAGAAAGUUCCGGAUAAAUUGCUUGAUCAGGCGAGUGUCACGCAUCUCUUCGCUAUCACUAAGUACAUUGGUCUUCUCGCUACUGGAAUGACUGCUGAUGCAAAAUCUUUGGUAGCGCAUGCUCGGAAUGAGGCUGCCGAGUUCAAAUUUAAGUUGGGCUAUGAGAUACCUGUUGACUAUUUGGCAAAAAGGCUUGCAGAUGAAUCCCAGGUUUACACUCAGCAUGCGUACAUGCGCCCGCUCGGUGUUUCUGCCAUGCUGAUUGGCAUUGAUGACGAACUGGGUCCACAACUUUACAAGUGCGAUCCGGCUGGUCAUUACUUUGGUUACAAGGCUACUAGCUCUGGGUCCAAGGAGCAAGAAGCUGUUAAUUUCUUGGAGAAGAAGUGUAAGAGCAAUCCACAAUUUUCCUACGAGGAGACUGUGCAAAUUGCCAUUUCAGCUUUGCAAUCGAUUCUUUUGGAGGAUUUCAAACCCACUGAAAUAGAGGUUGGAGUGGUUCGUGCUAGCAAACCAGAAUUUCGCGUUUUGACGACGGAAGAGAUUGACGAGCACCUCACAGCCAUCAGUGAGCGCGACUAGAAUCCAGAUAGAGACGAGGUUACUAAAGAGGUUCUACUGGAAGCGAACAUAUCAAGACUGCAAAUAAUUUCAGUGGAUCAUCGUGGUUUUCGGACCUUUUUCGGUAGAUUCGGGACCUCGAGAAGUAUCCUUACGUUAUGCGACCACUAUGUACAGCUUACAACCCCACUGGAUCUUUCAAGUAAUGGAUAGGCAUAAUGGAUAGGCAUAGUGGGUAGGUGAAUUGAAUAACACAAGCCACCAGGUAAAAAAUAUGAAAUUCUGAAGCAUUUUCAAGUUGUAAUUGUUAACUCAUUGAAUCCCAUGACAGUCGUUGCUUUUAUGCACACGUGCAUGUGUUUUCAAUUUGUAGAUAGCAAAAUUGAAGAGAGUUGUGAUUCAGCA